GGAUCUGAAAGCCCCCUUUGAAGGGGGAAGAAGUUUGAAGAGGACCCGCGGGUAGCGGGACUAAGCUCAGUGUUUCUCAGAAACAGACUUGCUCAUGACUCUAUGGAUGUCUUCACCGUGGAGGUGGCAUAAAGUGCUCGGCGUUUUUGAGAUGUUAAGAUAAAGACGUUUGAAAGCUCGAGUUUCUGGCUUUGGAGUUGUGGAGGGAAGGAAACUGAUUUACCGCCUGGUUGAUGACUUUUCCAGCGUGCAGUCGUGAAUGCUGUCCGGGAAGAGUUUAGCAGCUACACCGCGGGACUCUGCGACAGAAUAAUUAAGAAGAAGAAUACGGCGGACUGCACGCUGGAAGUAAUCCUCUUUCGUAACCUGCCUCUUACUCGCUGGGAUUUUGCAACUUUUACCUAGAAAUGGUUGGCAGUUUGAACUUGCCAAAUUUAUGUGAAGGAGAUCCUCUGGAUAUGAGUUGCAGGGCUGAGAGAGGACUUGAUAGCCCGGACUCUGGCUUACCCCCGAGUCCGAGCCCCAGUGCCUGGCUGCUGCCAGUGUCCGCAGAUAAAGCCGGUGGAGUGAGCUCUGUGUCCGAAGACGAAGGAAGGGGUUCCCUGGUUCCAGCUUUACCUGCUGGAUCUUUCCCACAGCUACACCCGCUGUCCUUUGGGGAAGGCAUAGCACUUGAUCCAUUACCACCAAAGGAAAUGAGAUACACCUCCUCAGUGCACUAUGACUCAGACCGCCACUUCAUCCAGAAUGUCAGCCUGGAGCCGUGGGGCCAAAGCCUCGAACACUGCAGGCAGACCGUUAUGGCUGUGUCCAACAGCACCUGGCGCCACUACGUGACACAGCUGGAGUUCCAGCCUCGCCAUCGUCCCAAGCAGUUCAAGAGCACCACCAUCAUCUACCCCAAGAAAGCCAGCACCAUCUAUACCACAGAGCUGAGCUACAACUGUCACCGGCUGUCCAGGCGUUUCCUCUCCAGCGUAGAGCUGGAUGCUGUGGCCAACAGAAAGUUACCUCAGUGAGAGUGGAAUCACGGGGGGAGAUGGCCAGGGACAUGCUGUCAUUCCCUCGGCCCCUAAAUUGGUGCUCCCUUAAGGCUAGUUGCCACUGACCUGCUGUCUUGUCUUUUUUAACACUUGUGUAGCCUGCUAUCAUUUUAAGAAGUGUGUUUAUAUAACAUGUUACAGAGAACAAAGGAGGUAAGACAUGGUUUGAGUAGAUUAAAUAUUCAGACCAUGUCAGGACAUGUUUAUAUCCCUGCCAAUGAAUGAAGCUCUCCACUAGCAUGGGUAUUACUUUUGAAUGCUUCAGGUUGUAGUUGGUUGAAAGGUUUCCAGAGGUGUAAUGAUGCGUUGUUUGUAUUAGCUGUAGAAAUAAUAUGGACCAAAAUGAGGACAAUGCAUAUUUGCUCUCAGCAAAUUGUGUUGCAUUAAGCUGGUCAAGCGUGUGAGUGACUUCUUUAAAGUUAUCUUUAAAGCAACGAGGCUGUAGCUAAAGAGAGGAGCACCUUUUAACACUGCUGAGGAUGUUCAAGGAGCAGAAGAGCAGUUAACACUUUUUUAAAAAAUAUAUAUGCUAAAAAAAUAUAUCACUAACUUAUCCACACUGUACAAAAUGUCUGAUCACGUUUUUUUUUUUUUUUUUUUUUUUGUGCAC
Molecule: messenger RNA, 1653 nt
Organism: Oreochromis aureus
Lineage: Eukaryota; Metazoa; Chordata; Actinopteri; Cichliformes; Cichlidae
Gene: rflnb
Product: refilin B
Exons: 3
Coding region: 408-1019 (203 amino acids)
Biological process (GO): actin filament bundle organization; negative regulation of bone mineralization involved in bone maturation; skeletal system morphogenesis
Cellular component (GO): actin filament bundle
Molecular function (GO): filamin binding
Source: RefSeq, a predicted model, not a curated record